AUCCCGAGCUAUAAAUUAUUGGUCCAGUAGCCUCAAAACAGCAUCGCUUCAUCCACAAACAAAGCAUUUGCAACUCAACUAGAGUUUCCAACUCCCAGCAAAAAAGAACCAACCAUGAUCAACGCCAAGAGAAUUGCUCAACUAGCAAAGAAGUGGCAGAGGGUAGCAGCUCUCGGGAGGAAGCGGUUUACCACAACGGCAACAACAGAAAUCGAAGGGUGCUCAACAGCAGUGGCAGGAAAGGGCCACUGUGUCAUGUACACCACUGAUGGGAGACGGUUCGAGGUGCCAUUGGCAUACCUUAGCACGGUGGUCUUCAGUGAGCUCCUGCGGAUGUCCGAAGAGGUGUUUGGUUUCACGGGCAGCAAAGGAGGGAUCAAGCUGCCCUGUGACGCCAUGGUGAUGGAGUACGCCAUGUCCUUGCUCAGGAGAAGGGCCUCUGCUGAGAUGGAGGCCGCGUUCCUUAGCUCCAUGGUGAUGCCAUGCUACUAUGCAGCUCCACCUGUGGGAGUUAGCCAGCAUGUUAUUGUCUGUAGUUGCUAAUUGUCAUUAUGUUUUGUACUUUUGUAUGUAAAGUAGUUUGAUGUAGGAAACAGGAAAGAGGAUGUUCUAUGCAGAGACUUUUAGUUUUGCAACCGAUUAUCGGAAAAUGUUUACAA
Triticum urartu is the source of this 659-nucleotide messenger RNA. NCBI's taxonomy places the organism in Eukaryota, Viridiplantae, Streptophyta, Magnoliopsida, Poales, Poaceae. The record is from RefSeq and is a predicted model, not a curated record.